This is a messenger RNA of Helianthus annuus (common sunflower), 393 nucleotides long. Its product is annotated as pescadillo homolog. NCBI's taxonomy places the organism in Eukaryota, Viridiplantae, Streptophyta, Magnoliopsida, Asterales, Asteraceae. The record is from RefSeq and is a predicted model, not a curated record. The transcript is spliced from 3 exons. Gene Ontology annotation, molecular function: RNA binding. Gene Ontology annotation, biological process: maturation of LSU-rRNA from tricistronic rRNA transcript (SSU-rRNA, 5.8S rRNA, LSU-rRNA); ribosome biogenesis. Gene Ontology annotation, cellular component: PeBoW complex; nucleolus. Bases 46 to 393 code for a protein of 115 amino acids.
GGUCAAAAGGUGACAUGGUUGACUCCUCAUGCACUCCAACAAGUCAUGCCUCAAAAUGUGGAUUAUAAGAUCAUGCUUACCUUCUUGGAAUUUUAUGAGACUCUCCUUGGUUUUGUUAAUCUCAGACUAUAUCAUUCAAUUAAGUUGAAAUAUCCACCUAUUCUUGAUCCUCGAUUGAAAGCUUUAGCAGCAGAUUUAUAUGCUUUGACAAGAUAUGCUGAUGCUAAAGAGCGAGCAAUUGGAGUAAAUGAUGAGGAAUCUGAGCUUAGGUUAGCACAGCUUCAGGACCAACUUCCUGCUAAUGAACCUGGUGCAUUAAUGCACCUUGUUGAAAACGUUGCUGAUGACAACGAAGAUGAUGAAAAAACAAUAGCCUGCAAAACACUCUUUUAG